AUGGCUCCCAAGCUUGAACUGUGCUUCAAAUUCCGCGGUUAUAUCUCGAAACAGAAUACUGUCAAUUUGGGAUCAGUGAAAUCAGGUGCUACUCGCGUCGUAAUUCCUAUCACUCAUGGCUUUAUUGAAGGAAAGGGACUUAAUGCUCAGGUUCUUCCUGGAGGAGGUGAUUGGAUCACGAGCGACUCAGAGAUGAAGGUCGCCUACUUAGAUAUUCGCACUCAGGCACGAACAGCUGAAGGCCAUGCAGUUUCCCUGCGAUACGAGGGUAUCCUUCACGGGGAUGAACAAUCUCGAAAAGUACUAGGAUGGGCUCCAGAUGCAAAGACAACCGAUUUUGGAGAUCACCAGUGGUUUAUUACACCACUAAUGGAGACGAGUGAUCCUAAGAUGAAAUGGAUAGAGGAAACGAUGUUUAUGGGCCAGGGUCAUUUUGUGGUGGAAGAGGUCCAUUCAGCCGUGGAAUACGAGAUCUACAAAUUUGUGAACUAG
This is a messenger RNA of Penicillium angulare, 492 nucleotides long. Its product is annotated as DUF3237 domain-containing protein. The record is from RefSeq and is a predicted model, not a curated record. NCBI's taxonomy places the organism in Eukaryota, Fungi, Ascomycota, Eurotiomycetes, Eurotiales, Aspergillaceae. The transcript is spliced from 2 exons. Bases 1 to 492 code for a protein of 163 amino acids.